This is a messenger RNA of Symbiodinium sp. CCMP2456, 4116 nucleotides long. The record is from the annotation of a GenBank genome assembly. Lineage: Eukaryota; Dinophyceae; Suessiales; Symbiodiniaceae.
AUGCUUUGCAUAAGUUGGGCCUUUCCAGCUGCAGCGCAGAUUAUCAAAGGAAAAGUAAUAGACCAGGAUGGUGAAUCAUUGCCCGGAGCUUCGGUGGUGGUGCAAGGCCAAGAAGGCGUGGGAACGGCCACCGACUUUGACGGAAACUUCACCCUGAAAGGUUUUAAUCCCGGUGCCGUAAAAUUGCGGAUAUCCUAUAUUGGUUACGCGGCCCAAAACAAAACGGUAAGGGUUAAACAAGGGGAAACCAAAAAAAUAACCAUCACCCUGGAACCGGCUGACGACCGGCUCGAUGAAGUAGUAAUAGUGGGGUAUGGCGUUCAGCGCAAGCGCGAUGUAACGGGCAAUAUUGUCAGUUUGGAAGGAAAAGAAGUUCGCGACAUGCCAGCGCCCAGUUUUGAAGCGGCCCUGCAGGGGAAAGCACCCGGUGUACAAAUAGCCACCAGUGGCGGUAUGGCGGGCUCAAACUCAGUAGUGCGCAUUCGCGGAAUUGCCUCGGUUGGGGGCGGGGGAGACCCGCUUUACAUUGUGGACGGGGUGCAAAUUGACCAGGAUUACUUUCGUGGAUCAGGCCUGGGCAGAGGCGAUGCUGGCGGCAUGAACCAAAAUCCUUUGGCUUUUCUGAAUCCGGACGAUAUUGAGUCGGUAGAAAUACUAAAAGACGCAGCCGCAACCGCCAUUUAUGGGUCACGCGGGGCCAACGGGGUUAUAUUAAUUACCACCCGCAGGGGCAGCAGCAAUAAGCUCAACUAUAGCUUUUCCACCACGCAAGGGGUUUCUAUGCCCACCAAGCGCCCGGAAAUGUUAAGCUCACAGGAGUGGCUUGAUUUGUACGAAGAAGCCUGGAUUAACGAUGGCAACGUAGGGAAGCCUACCGGGUUGCCGGCCCAAAUAAGUUGGGACGAAGCCGAUAAAUACAACACCGAUUGGGUAGACGAAGUAAUUCGUACCGGCUACAAGCAAUUUUAUGACUUUGGCGUAGAUAAGGCCACCGAGCGGUUUAAUUUUUACGCAGGCAUUUCUUAUGAUGCCAACCAAAGUUACCUCAAGGGCGAUCAAUACGAUCGUUUAAGUGGCCGCUUUAAUGGCGACUACCGCUUUAACGAUAAAUUCUCAGCGGGCCUGAGCACCAACCUGGUGCAAGGCACUUACUUCCGGGUGGAUAACGGACCGGCCGGAGGACUCGGGGCAGCCAUGUCUUCUGCCCUUCCCAUUUUUCCCGUGCGCUAUGACCAGGACGUGUAUAUGCCCGACCCAGAAAAUCCCGGAGACUCAAUUUUAACGCACCGCAAAGGCGAUUACUGGUUUGAAGCAGGAGCAAAUAAUAAUCCCACCGGAUUGCGUAAUUUGAAACAAUGGCGCAGCACUGAGCUCCGAUCUAUUAACAAUGUUCGCCUAAGCUAUGAAGCCACUGAAAACUUGUCGUUUAAUGCCAAUGCCAGCUUUGAUUACUCCAACCUGAGGGAAGACCUCUACGAGCCAGUUGGCGGGAAUUCAUACAUCAAUGCCGACCCCAACCUGGGCCAGGGCAUUGCCAAGCGCUACCCGCGUCAGUCUUUCAAUUACAACACACACUUUACCGCUAACUACCUCUACGAUUUGGACGAAAACCAUCACUUUAAUUUUAUGGUGGGUACCGAGUAUGUGAACCAAAGGUCGGAGGUGAGCCAAUGGCUGCGCCCUAUCAACGACUCUACCGUGCAGGCCACCAACGAAGUAUUUGACGCGCGUGGGCCAUUCUUUGAUGAUGACGACCUGCGCGACACCAUUGCUUUUGAUUCGGUAAGAACCGAAUCGGAGCGAAUCUUUGCCAGCUACUUUGGUCGUAUCAACUACAACUACAAGCGCAAAUACCUUGCUCAAUUGGUGCUUCGCGCAGAUGGCAGCUCGUCAUUUGGUCCGGAUAACGUGUACGGGUUUUUUCCAUCGCUUGGCCUGGGCUGGGUAAUUUCGGAUGAAUCAUGGCUGAAGCACAGCAGCGUAAUCAACUACCUGAAACUAAGGGGAAGCAUGGGCUAUAUUGGCAACGCCAAUAUUCAGCAAAACCAAUUUGAAGCGCUGUACCAGGUAAACAAUGCCGGUUACAACAACCAACCCAUUCGCUACCCCAUUAACCCGCCCAACAGAAACUUAAAGUGGGAAAACACCGAGGUGGUGGAUGUGGCUUUGGAAUUUGGCCUGUUUGAAGACCGGAUUACCGGUGAGCUGGCUUACUACAGGAAAAACACCCGCGAUGUACUCAUGCAGGUGUCGCUGCCGCGGAUCAAUGGCUUUGAUACCUACUACGACAAUGUAGGCCAAAUUCUGAAUUACGGGCUGGAGUUCCAGCUUACCACACACAAUCUUACCGGCAAAUUUCGUUGGAAAACCGAUUUCAACAUUGCCUUUAACCGCAAUCGCAUUCUGAGCUUGGGCGGCUAUUCUGAAGAUGCCGUGGCUGGGGGUACAAAUGAUACCCGAAUUGUUGAAGGAGCAUCUUUGGGUACUUUCUACAUGGUAGAAGUGGCUCGUGUAGAUCCCGCCACAGGUGAUCCCGUUUACCGUAGCCCUUCGGGUGAGGAAACCAAAGUGUACGAUCAGGCCAACCGCGUGCCCGUGGGCAACGGAAUACCCGAUGCCAUUGGCGGCUUAACCAAUACCUUCACCUAUGAAAACUGGACCUUGAGUACCAUGUUUGUAUUUAGCAUUGGAGCUGAUGUAUACGACCAUUCCGGCAAGUAUCAACAAACCGGCUGGGCGGUUUUUGGAAAUUACUGGAACUACACCCCAGCGGUAUACGAUCGUUGGACGGAACCUGGAGACCAGGCGCGUUUGCCACGCCUUACCCUGGAUAGAAACUCAUACGAAGGUUUGGAUGAGGACUUUUGGAAUACGAGCCUUUGGGUAAGUGAUGCGAGCUAUUUGCGCCUGCGUAACGUCACCAUCGGUUACCGCGUUAAAAAGGAUUUUGCCAAAAAGCUGGGCUUGAAAAGCCUGGAGGUUUCAGCCAUCGGUACCAACCUGCUAACCUUCACCAACUUUAGAGGGCUUGACCCCGAAGCAGACGCUAUUACCAGCAAGGAAGACGUGCUGGAAGUAGUGAAUUCCUGCUAUGAUGUUUUGGCCAAUAUAUACAACGGCCGCAUUCAAUAUUGCAAUGAAUUGUUGGCCGAUGAUAUUGCCAUGCAGAACGAAUCGGGCGACCUGGGACAAAUUUACAACCGCAACGUUUCCAUUUUUAAUGGCACCGUUGAUGGCGUGUACAAAGACCCCUACAUAACCGUUUUUCGCGCCAACCGCAUUGACGAGUUUUUGGAAGAAUUUGAUUUUUCAGAACAGGAAAAAGCCGAAGUUCGGGCGCAGCUAGACGUAAUGCGGGCGGCUAGCCACUUUGAGGUGCUAAAACUAUGGGCACAGCCCUACGGCUAUUCCGCCAACAAUAGCCACAACGGCAUCGUGUAUAAAACCAGCACGCAGGUAGAGGUAUUGCCUCGCGAAUCGGUGGCGGCCGUUUACGAUCAAAUAAUUGCUGAUUUGGAAAACGCCAUUAACAGCGGAAGCCUGCCCAACAACAAUAUUUACCGCAUAACCGAAGACGCUGCCAGAACCUGGCUGGCCAAGGUGUAUUUUCAGAAAGGCGAUUACGCCAAUGCCCUGGCGCAGGCAGAGCUGGUAAUUAACUCGGGGCGUUACCGCCUGGAUACUAUUAUAGAUCGCUUUCAGCCCAACUCGGUAAACAUUCCGGAAAUCAUAUACCGCACGCGUAGUUUUGAAGCUACCAACGAUUACCGAAGCCGCGGGUUUACCGACAAUUACCGCUCAGAUGUGCCGCAGCCUCCGUUUUUACGCGCUUCCGCGGAGUUUUAUGCGGAAUACGAAAACGACACCCUGGACGCGCGCCUUACCCGAUUUUUUGAAGUAAGGGAGCCCGGUACCCCCGAGGAGUACGUGGCGGUAAAAAAGUUUAACAAGGUGUUUUUUGACGUACCCGUUUUGCAUUUAACCGAUUUGAAACUGCUUCGCGCAGAAUGCCUGGUUCUGCUCAAUCAGAACAUAAACACGGCAAUUGAUGACGUGAACGACAUCCGCGAACGCGCCUACGGAAACAGCAGCCAGAACCUUGGCCCGGGCCUGCCG